CUUCCCUCUAAUGCAAUCUAUAAAUCCUCUGCGAGAUGAUACUUGCUGUGCAGAUUCCAUCAGCUGACCCGUCCCCCGGUUGGUUAGAGAUAGAGAGCAAAUCCAUGGUCACAGGAUGGAUUUUGCCAUGAUGAUGAGCUGACAGAGGCGACAUGCUCUGUGUUUGCUGGAUACAGAAUAGCUUCAGGCAAGGGAGUCUUGCCUGUUCAUACAGCGUUAGUAUCCACACAGUGCACAUAUGGAGGACACCACAAUGCCAUUGGUCUGAACCUGCUCAUCAGAAAAGAAAAGCAAAACCUAAUACUUCUCACUUUAAUACAUUAAUUUAAUGAUAAGAAAGUCAAUGGGCUUUGGAUGCUCUGUUGAAGUCCUAAAUACAAAGUGCAGUGGAUUCUGGGAGUAGAGGAGCCAUGUUAUCUGGGAGCAGUGACUUGUUCCAUUCUCUGUGCCACCAGAGAAAUGAUGAGGAGGCGGUGGUGGACAGAGGUGGAACUCGUUCUCUUCUGAAAACACACUUUGAAAAAGAAGAUUUAGAAGUCCACAGAACAUUGUUCAUUGGAGUUCACGUCCCUCUCGGUGGGAGGAAAAGUCAUCGGCGUCACAGGCAUCGUGGACACAAACACAGAAAAAGAGAUAGGGAACGUGACUCGGGGCUAGAAGAUGGACGAGAAUCACCUACAUAUGACACACCAUCCCAAAGGGUCCAGUUUAUUCUUGGCACAGAGGAUGAUGAUGAAGAACACAUUCCCCAUGAUCUCUUCACUGAGCUGGAUGAGAUUUGCUUACGUGAAGGUGAAGAUGCAGAAUGGAGAGAGAUGGCAAGGUGGUUGAAGUUUGAAGAAGAUGUUGAAGAUGGUGGUGAAAGAUGGAGCAAGCCAUAUGUCGCCACAUUGUCACUUCAUAGUUUAUUUGAGUUGAGAAGUUGUAUCCUACAUGGGACUGUUCUUCUAGACAUGAGAGCGAACACCUUAGAAGAAAUUGCAGACAUGAUUCUUGAUCAGCAAGUAGCCUCUGGGCAGCUAAGUGAAGAUGUUCGUCACAGAGUCCACGAGGCAUUAAUGAAACAUCAUCACCAUCAGAACCAGAAGAAACUAAGCAACAGAAUUCCAAUAGUCCGGUCAUUUGCUGAUAUUGGCAAGAAACAGUCGGAGCCACAUUCCAUGGAUAAAACUGGUCAGCUUGUGUCUCCGCAGUCUGCUCCCUCCUGCAUUGAGCAUAAGAAUGAUGUCAGCAGAGAGAACAGUAGCCUAGAUGUUACAAAGUUUGACUUGCAUUUUAUGAAGAAGAUCCCUCCAGGAGCAGAAGCUUCCAAUAUUCUAGUAGGAGAGCUGGAAUUUUUAGAUCGAGCUGUAGUAGCCUUUGUUAGACUCUCACCAGCAGUGCUGCUCUCUGGACUUACAGAAGUUCCUAUUCCUUCUAGGUUUUUAUUUGUACUUUUGGGACCACUCGGAAAGGGACAGCAAUAUCAUGAGAUUGGAAGAUCAAUUGCGACUCUCAUGACAGAUGAGGUAUUUCAUGAUGUUGCUUACAAAGCUAAGGAUCGAAAUGACUUGGUUGCUGGGAUAGAUGAAUUUUUAGACCAAGUCACUGUGCUUCCUCCAGGAGAGUGGGACCCUACAAUUCGAAUUGAGCCACCCAAGAAUGUUCCAUCUCAGGAGAAACGUAAAACUCCAGGAGUUCCAAAUGGGACAGCAGCAUUGGGUGAGCCAGAGGAGCAUGGGGGGCAUAGUGGACCAGAGUUACAGAGAACUGGAAGGUUGUUUGGGGGACUGAUAUUAGACGUCAAGAGGAAAGCUCCGUUCUUCUGGAGUGACUUCAAGGAUGCUAUCAGCUUACAAUGUUUAGCUUCAGUCUUGUUCCUUUACUGUGCUUGCAUGUCUCCUGUUAUCACAUUUGGAGGUCUUCUUGGAGAGGCAACUGAAGGUCGUAUAAGUGCAAUAGAAUCUCUUUUUGGAGCAUCUAUGACAGGAAUAGCCUUUUCCUUGUUUGGUGGACAGCCGCUAACAAUUUUGGGGAGCACAGGACCAGUGUUGGUGUUUGAAAAGAUAUUAUUCAAGUUUUGCAAGGAUUACGACCUAUCAUACCUUUCAUUAAGGGCAAGCAUAGGUCUUUGGACUGCUUUUAAUUGCAUUUUCCUGGUCGCCACUGAUGCAAGUUCCCUCGUGUGUUACAUUACCCGCUUUACAGAGGAAGCAUUUGCUGCUCUCAUCUGCAUCAUUUUCAUUUAUGAGGCCUUAGAAAAGCUGUUUCAUCUAGGUGAGACAUAUCCAAUCAACAUGAAUAAUAAUUUGGAACUUCUAACACAGUAUUCAUGUAGUUGUAUGGAGCCAGAAAAUCCCAGCAAUAAAACCCUGAAUUAUUGGAAGGCAUCUAAUAUAACUGCUUCGGAAAUAUCAUGGAACAACCUAACUGUGGAUGCUUGCCAUAAAUUCCAAGGAGAUUUUAUCGGUAGAGCCUGCGGACACGAAGGGCCUUAUGUUCCUGAUGUGCUUUUUUGGUCAGUCAUCUUAUUCUUUGCAACUGUUACAAUGUCAUCGACACUGAAACAAUUCAAAACCAGCCGCUAUUUCCCAACAAAGGUCCGAUCCAACAUCAGUGACUUUGCUGUUUUUCUCACUAUCUUGACCAUGGUAAUAAUUGACUAUUGUAUUGGAAUUCCAUCUCCUAAAUUACAAGUCCCAAAUGAAUUCAAGCCUACAAGAGAUGAUCGUGGUUGGAUUGUUAACCCAUUAGGACGCAACCCUUGGUGGACAGUAGUUGCUGCAAUCGUUCCAUCUUUCCUAUGUACUAUUCUAAUCUUUAUGGACCAACAGAUUACAGCUGUUAUUAUCAACAGGAAAGAACACAAGUUAAAGAAAGGAUGUGGCUAUCACCUUGAUCUUUUGAUGGUGGGAGUGAUGCUUGGUGUAUGCUCUAUCAUGGGACUUCCAUGGUUUGUAGCUGCUACUGUCCUCUCUAUAACACAUGUCAACAGUCUGAAACUGGAAUCUGAGUGCUCAGCGCCAGGAGAACAACCUAAGUUUUUGGGUAUCCGUGAGCAAAGAGUGACUGGGCUCCUGAUUUUUGUUCUGAUGGGCUCUUCUGUUUUCAUGACACGGAUUUUGCAGUUUAUUCCAAUGCCAGUCCUCUAUGGAGUCUUUCUUUACAUGGGAUCCUCAUCACUAAAGGGAAUUCAGUUUUUCGAUCGGACACUGCUCUACUGGAUGCCUGCAAAGCACCAGCCAGAUUUCAUCUACCUAAGGCAUGUCCCCCUCCGUAAGGUUCAUCUCUUCACCAUCAUUCAGCUCAGCUGUCUUAUACUUCUGUGGGUGAUAAAAGCUUCUAGGGCUGCCAUUGUGUUUCCAAUGAUGGUCUUAGCUCUGGUGUUUGUAAGGAAAUUAAUGGACCUUUUUUUCACCAAACGGGAACUAAGCUGGCUUGAUGAUUUAAUGCCAGAAAGUAAGAAAAAGAAACUGGAGGAUGCCCAAAAAGAGGAAGACGAAAGCAUGUUGGUACUGGAAGAUGAGGUUACAGGGCAACUACCACUUGAAGAGAAUUUCAGGGAGGACCCGUCAGUAAUAAACAUUUCCGAUGAAAUGGCAAAAACAUCUGUGUGGAAGACUAUGCUCAUAACCUCAGACAAUUCAAAGAGUAAGGAAUCCAGCAUACCCACUAAAAGCAAGAAAAAGAAAAAGGCUGCCUCAGGGAAAGGAUUCGACAGGGAGACUUGUCUCUGACUUGCUCUUCAGUCUAUUUUUACUAGAAGAGGUGAAGAUGAAUUGUGUUGUAUUGGAUCACUCAGCUGGAAAUUGUCCCAUCCUUUAGCAGUGCAAUAUAUAACUAUUUUUAAACAGAAGCUGUACCCCUUUCACUGUCAGAUGAGUCAGCAAUAAAGUAUUUUUAUGCGGAGGGGUGUUAGGCAAAAGUGAUUUUUUUUUUUUUUUUUGCAGAAUACUCUAUGGAUUACAUAGCUACACAUUUGCACACCAUUUUUGUCUGCUUACUUGCACUGCUAUUGGCCAUAUCAGACUUAGAGAUUUAUCAAAGGUUGAAUUGGGAUUUCCUGACAUUUUCUCAGCCGUUCUAAUCACAUUUAUUAACCUUUUCCUGAUAUUAUGUUAUUUCCAAAUCUACCAUUUCUCCUACUGGCUUUUCAUAAGAAAUUGUUGAUCAGUCACAUUCUAUUGUUUUCUAGGGGAAAUUUUAUCACACAACUGAUUUAUAAAAUCACAGGAAAAACAAAUCUGAAUUGGGCUAAUUUUAAUGCAAUACAAGUAUGGUUUUUUGAAUUUUUGGGUUAAUUUAAAAUUUUGAAUCCUUGGGCAUUAUCAACAAAGCCAUGUGAUUAUGGUUUCAUAUUAGAGGCAGAAUAGGCCAGGCUAAUUAUUCACCUUUUAAUAAAUUUUGACAAUUUCAUUCACUUUUAUACUUUGGCAGUUAAUGUAUAUAGCUGUAUAUGUACCAGAUGAUAGAUUUAGUUUAGAGCUUAACAGAUAUUCUAUCUUAGAAUUUAAUUAAUCUCAUUCAGAUAUUGCACAUACCCCAAAGGUACCUCUGGUCUUAAUGGACUAAAAGCAGAGAAAGGUUGCAAAUAAUAUCCUCCUUAGAAAACAUGUAUGGGACUUUAUAUCUGGAAUUCCAUUAUUCAGAAUAAUCUAAAACCAGAAAUGCAUUUUUACAUAUUUCAAAAAACCCUUAAACUACAGAAUUUUGAUAAAUCUGCUUCUAAAUAUCAGAUCUGGUUGACAAUUAUUCAAAGCAAUUACUGAUAGGGGUGCAAGUGCAAAAUGCAUGGUGCAAGGCACCAUGUUUUUUGCAAUUUGCAUCACCUCAUUUGGCUGCAGGUCAGAAGUUGUUAGCUUGUUGCCCUGAAUUAUUCCUCUAGUCCUUUUAGUAGCUGUAUGUGAUAUAUUGUACUUUGCAGUAAGUCAUAUAGAAAGAACUUCUGGUUGGAAAAAACAUAAAUAAAUCUAAAAACAUUUAUGAGGGAAAUAAAUAAGAGUUAUUAACAGAAAAAUAAACACAAAUCGCCUUUGCAUAUUUUUAAAAUAUAAAUUUUCAGAACCUGCAGACUAUUUUCAAAAAGAAAGAAAACAAUAUGUAUUUUAAACGCAUUUAAAAUGUUGACAUUUUGAACAAAUGCCAUGGAAUACUGUAUUUCAUUAUGUACAUUUUCUUUUUUAACUUUAUGAAUUUUAUUCCACAUAUUACUUUUAUUAAAUUCUCCCAGUCUUGUCUAUUCAAAAUUGAUAUUCAGUUGAAAAAAAUUAUGAGCACAGUUGUAUCUUCCAUGUUGAUCAUAAGAGGAGUUUUUUUUAUAUCUUGAAAAAGACAUUCUCCACUAUUUGUUUUGCAUGAAAGACCUCAGAACCGUUAUGCCAGUUGCUUUUUAUUUAUGAGGUAACUGUAACUGAGCUCAUUUUGUAUUAUCAAGUUGUGAAAUUAACUUUAAAAAUUCAUUGAAAGCAACUUUGUUGAGGUGAAGACACUUUUUUGCUGUUACGUCAACUGUUUUCAUAGCAUACAAUACACAAUAUUUAAAAAUACAGUAACUUCCAGACAUUUGGGGCUACAAGUCAAAAUAUUUUUUUUAUAUUUUAGAAAAACCUUGUUAUAAGAUGAAAUUAAAAAGCAAAAACAAUAUAAUUAUUUUAAAAGUUUAGUAUUACCCACUAUUUUGGCAACAAUAGCUAUAGUACAGAUAAUGAAUUUCAAUCAAUAGCAACAAAAAUAAUUUGUACCGCAAGAUUCUGGGCUCUAUUUUGAGACUGUGUACAUAUUUAUAUACCUAGAAAUAUGUAAGUAUAUUUAGACAACUCCAGCAAAAUACAAAACAAUACAAUACUUUUGUAAUACCUAGAUAUAUAAAAUUAUUUUUUUUUACUUUUGCUCUCUCAUAGAAAGUCAAAUAUCAGUAUUUUCAGUUCUGAGUGUGGAGAUGAGUAUUACAAAUUAAAUUUAACAUUAGAGCUCCUUACAAGAGAUGCCAACAGGCUUGUAUAUACAUUUUACACUUCUGUACAUUAUAUCCCUUAAAACUAUUCCUGUUGGCUUUUAUUGAUUUCUACACAAGGAACCAUAAUGCACAUCUCUGUUUGUCGCCAAAGUGUUAUGAACUAACCCCAUGUGUAGGUUUUCUUGUCACAGCAUUUUGCGGGAAAAUUUAUGAUCCAUUGAUGUCUGGGUAAAACAAGAUCAGACAACAUCUUUGCAACUUUGUUGUAUUUUCUGAUUUCAAUUGCCUUUUUUUCUCCAUUUGGGAUUUCCCCCUACAAUAUUUAUUUUUGAAAUAAAAAAAUGAACAACUCACCACCUAAAUCUUAUUAGAUUUAGGUGGCGAGUUAUUUUUUAUUUUAAAAAAUAAAUAUUGUAUUGGGAAAUCCCAAGCUUUUCAUUUUUAAAAUAAAAUUAGAAAAAAAAAAUCCUACAUAAAAAGGGUAGUGGAAGCUAGAUAAAGAAAUCAGAUUUUCUGACAUCAUUUCAAACGAAUCGGACCAUCGAUGGCUAAUAAAUAUUCUCCCGCUAUGAACCCAUUAGAGUUGGGAGAUCACAGCGGCAUCGCUGCAUUAGUCUCGGAUUAUUGUUUUAACAUAUGUUGAAUCUGUCACUUGCUACUGUUUUUAUGUAUGUGGCGUACAUUGUAUUAUUUAUUGUUAUUAACCAUAAGGACCUACAAAAAUGUAAAUGUGUGACUUUCGAUGCUCAUGUUUUAAUGAAAUAUGAAACAACCUUUUUUCCCCACCAGUUUAAUGAGAUGGAGUGUGUGUUGCAGAGCAUUUUGUACUCUAUAAUGGCCUUCUAUACCCUUAAAGAUUCCUAUUGAACCAUGCUUAGUCCUAGUAAAUUCCAGCACUGGCAUAGUGUUAUGCUGAUUUGCUCUGUAUAGUCAAUGAAAACCCCAGCAGUCAAGUGGAUAAUGACCCUAUGUGACUGACUACACCCACAAUUAAGCAAUAUAAUGCAUCUCAACAUUCCAAAUGAAUUUUAUGGUCAUGCGCACUACUUACCAGGGAAGAAUAGCAGCAGAUAGCAUCAUGGAAAACUCAGAUUCUUUAAAAAAACAAUUCCAUUGAGUAUUUGAAUUAAGUUUUGUUUAUGUUUAUGUGACUGUCAGUGAAUGUUUGUGAAAUUCUCGUUUAUUCCAGCCAAUUCAACUGCAGAAAAAAAGUAUGCAGAAUGCAACCUACGUGAUGUUCAGCUUCCCUUUAAUUUCAUAUUUACAGUAAUAAAGAAAAACAGUUUUGAUGUUAUUUAUUACAGAUGUUUAUGUAAUGUGUGCUUGUGCAUACGUUGUGAUUUCACCUUCAGGUUACAUAAAGAAAAUAAAUAUUUAGUACCUUU
This is a messenger RNA of Xenopus laevis (African clawed frog), 7320 nucleotides long. It is a transcript of the gene slc4a10.L, whose product is annotated as solute carrier family 4, sodium bicarbonate transporter, member 10 L homeolog. The record is from RefSeq and is a predicted model, not a curated record. The transcript is spliced from 25 exons. Lineage: Eukaryota; Metazoa; Chordata; Amphibia; Anura; Pipidae. Bases 411 to 3716 code for a protein of 1101 amino acids.